Messenger RNA from Cetraspora pellucida, 174 nucleotides. NCBI's taxonomy places the organism in Eukaryota, Fungi, Glomeromycota, Glomeromycetes, Diversisporales, Gigasporaceae. The record is from the annotation of a GenBank genome assembly.
AUGGGUGAUAAAAUUUUUGAAUUGGAAAAGUUACUUAUGAUGGCUACUUUUGUUGUAGUUGGAGUUAUAUCUUUGCCAGAAAUUUAUGACUCUGAAACUCUAUUCAGUCUUGUUCAAAAUAACAUUUGUCUAAGUUCAACUUCAGAUUCACUUGGCACAAUUCAUCAAAAAUAA